This is a messenger RNA of Daldinia loculata, 2174 nucleotides long. RefSeq lists its product as uncharacterized. Gene Ontology annotation, molecular function: protein binding. Lineage: Eukaryota; Fungi; Ascomycota; Sordariomycetes; Xylariales; Hypoxylaceae. The coding region runs from base 1 to 1650 and encodes 549 amino acids. The record is from RefSeq and is a predicted model, not a curated record. The transcript has a single exon.
AUGGUGGCCGCUUUACUUGACGGUGUGUUGGCUAAUCCUGGCAGCCUCAGGUUACCCAAUAGCAUUGCUGAAGUAGAUGCCAAGGAGCAGAUAGGAGCUGUCAAAGGUGAAGUCCCACUACCUCUGCUCGUCUCAGCAAUUGAACACAAGGGUGCCCAUGUUAAUAUUAUUCGCGACUUCGCUCGUGCGUUAGAAAUCGAAAGGGUAAGAUCCGGGAACGUUGCCAACAACGGACCCUGGAUACAAGAAUCUCCAUUAGUAACAGCCGUUCAGGUAGGUCGAGUUAAUGUCCUUGAGUUACUACUUAAGAAUUUUCCGGAUCUUCUCUCUUGGAUGAGAUUCAUAGACGAAGAUACCAACUCGGAAUCUUCAGGCGGGCCACCUUUGCACCGACACUGCUUGACUGCGAUGAAUCGUGCUAUAGAAUUGUUUGCUGUGGAAAAAGAACCUACACUUCGCCAAAGCUUCGAGGAUUGCGCCUUAGCUCUUAUUGUUUUUGGGACUUAUUUAGGUCCCCUCAGACCAGAAGCCCAAGUUGCCCAAGCUGGUAAUUCCACGUUGCCACCCCGUUUCGUCCUUACCCGUAGCUUCUUGUCAGCGAUAAAUUCUGGAAUGGAUCGAUAUACCACCGCCGUAGUACAUCGAACGUUAAAUCUACCACCAGGAAACAGGCACCGACAAGUUCUUAUCCAUGAUGGACUUGCCGAAAUAUUACUUAAAGCGGCCCAGUCGGGAAAACAUCCAAUUCUCAUCCAAUAUCUCGUUAACCUAUCAUUUUCGACUGAUGGCGACAUCCUUCCGCUCCCCGCGAAUAGCUUGGAUGCCUACAACGCAAACCCCAUUGCAUUGGCGCUUACUUCUGAAGCUCGCCCACGAGACGCUAUCCAAAUUUUACAAAUGCUUAAAAGCCCAACAAUUCACCUCGCGGCUCGACACGGAGCGAGGCCGUGGGGAUAUAUAGUUCGGCUGGUAACACAUGGUAGCAUAGUAAGUGCGGCGGCGACAGGAGAGUGCUUGGAUUACUUCGUGGAGCACAUGAAUUACAUCCAAACAUUUCUUUUAGAUAACCGCUCGCUAGAUUCCAAUCUCAAUGAACAAGUGCUGGAGCACUGUGAUGAUGUUGUGCAGCUUGCACUUCUAACUGGUAAAAGUUCUUUAUUUAAUUUUUACUGGGCUGCUACAAACAUGACGGGUUUUGAUACUCCAGAAUGGUUACGCCAGGCAAUUCUCUGUGGCAAUAGCGGAGCUGUCCAAAUUAUUGUUUCUCGAUGGAUUCAAGAAGGACAAUCUUUAGAAACACUAUUACCUCCAGUUCAGCCGAUAUCAGGUUUUCCCGGGGCUGACACUCCUCAGACAGCUUUAAAUGACGCCGUUCGGGUCGGACACCUUUCAGCAAUAAUUAUACUACUGAACGCGGGCGCUGAUGCAAGUUCCGUUAGCUCAGAUCAAUGGGCGAAUCUUGCAAAGGAGGUAGAUGAUAGGUACCACACUCUGAGUCGUAUUGAUUUCAUAAAACUAUACUUUAGUUAUGGAUUUUUUGAGUGGCGAACGGAGGUGGUAAGCGAGGAGGAGAUGGAGAACAACCAGCUAGUCGAAUAUUGUGUGCAACUGGUCUUUCAGGCUGCACAGAAGUAUUCUACCAAGAAGUAGUUACUAGUUCGGUCGCCAGGCUUAUUUCAGACGUACUUUGGUUUUGUUUAGUUUUAGUGAGAGGUGUCUUUUUAUGUGUUGACUUAAGUCUUUGCUAAAGACUAAUUUUAGCUGUAAGGUAAGAUAUAAAUAGGAGGUACCUAAGAAUUCGCUUUAAUCGGCGAAACAAAAGAUUGACUUAAUGACAUGUAAUCAAUCAGUGCACCAGGGUUCCAAUAUACUGAAAGCCAGUUAUGUGAACUUAACUGUACUUAAAGAAACAUAGUUUCUCCCUGCCAACAUUCCAAAGGCAAGCCUGGAAUGGAGGAUGCGAUGAAAGUCUCAAUUGGAAGUUUCAGGUAAUUAGGUCAUUUUAACCAAGAUUCAAUCCAAGAAUUUGUUAGAUAAAUUGAUCUAUUGAACUAACUAAUAAAAUGAAACAUUAUUAUUUUUUUUUUACAAACACUCAAGAUGAAUCUGAAUGUCUGAAUGACACGUGACGAGCAGUCACGUGUUGAGAUGUACUAAGGUACAUCUCACAGAAU